GAGCAGAACUUCCUUUCUGUCAAUAAAUAGUUUUUGAGUGAAUGUAUGAAUGAAUGAGUGAUUCAGAGGUGACAGCAAUACACGACUCAAACACUUAAUUGUUAUUAUUAUUUGAUUUGAUUUUAUAAUUAUAUUUGAUUUGAUUGUCAGAAGAAAUGAGCGAACAGCAAUUGGAUCACGCGUUGGAUCUGAUGAGACGAUUGCCUCCGCAACAGAUCGAGAAGAAUUUGAGUGAUUUGAUUGAUUUGGUGCCCAAUCUGUGCGAAGACUUGUUGUCAUCAGUGGACCAGCCGUUGAAGAUAGCGAGGGAUAAGGAGAACGGAAGGGAUUAUCUCCUUUGCGAUUACAACCGCGACGGAGACUCAUAUCGGUCUCCGUGGAGUAACAAAUACGACCCGCCCUUAGAGGACGGGGCGAUGCCUUCCGAGAAGUUACGGCACGUGGAAGUGGACGCCAAUCAGGCCUUCGAUCAGUACAGAGAGAUGUACUUCGAGGGCGGCGUCUCAUCCGUGUAUUUAUGGGAUUUGGAUCACGGAUUCGCUGGCGUUAUACUUAUCAAGAAAGCCGGCGACGGAUCCAAGAAGAUUAAGGGCUGUUGGGAUUCAAUACAUGUCGUAGAAGUACAGGAGAAGUCGAGUGGACGUAACGCUCACUAUAAACUGACAUCAACUGUGAUGUUGUGGUUACAGACCAACAAAGAGACCUCCGGGACCAUGAAUUUGGGCGGAAGUCUUACGCGACAGAUAGAGGCCGACAAUACAGUGAAUGAGACGAAUCCACACAUCGCUAACAUCGGAAGAAUGGUUGAGGAUAUGGAGAAUAAGAUCCGCAACACAUUGAAUGAGAUCUAUUUCGGGAAA
This is a messenger RNA of Medioppia subpectinata, 860 nucleotides long. Lineage: Eukaryota; Metazoa; Arthropoda; Arachnida; Sarcoptiformes; Oppiidae. The record is from the annotation of a GenBank genome assembly.